UCGCAGCUCUGUCCACAGUCUUUUCCUUUCUGAAAGGAUUUAUGAACAUAAAGGAGAUUAUUGCGACGGGUCAAGCAGGGGACGGCCGAGAGAAAGCUUUACUCGACCAUGUCCUCAAAACUUCUGAAAAGGGCAAUCCUCUCUCCGUCUUAAAUGUAAUAGACUCCUUUGCAAAGACCUCUAGCUGGCUCAUGAACAUUGGGGACGAUAAAGGACCCAUUUUAGAUAAGGCCCUUCAGAAAUAUAAUCCAAGGGUCGUUCUCGAGCUUGGGACAUUCUGCGGGUAUUCUGCUGUGAGGAUUGCUUCGCAGCUGCACAAGGAGGGCAGUAAGCUUCUGUCUUUUGAGAUGAGUGCAGACAAUUGCACCAUCGCCAGGCAAAUUAUCGAGCACGCAGGGCUGUCGUCCAAAGUUGUUGUGGUACAAGGAAAAUUCAACGAGCGUAUUGACGUAGCCAAGCAAUUUUUGGAGGAGAUGAAUUCCCCAUACUUUGAUUUCGUUUUCAUCGACCACUGGAAAGACCAAUAUAUGCCAGAUUAUCUUCUAUUGAAGGAAAAUGCGAUGGUGGGCAAUGGCAGUGGGAUAUGUGCAGACAAUAUGGGGGCCAUGGUGGGACCCGCCGAUUUCAGGAAAUAUGUAAAAACCCAUCCAGAAGAACUCGAGACUUGUGAAUACAAGAGCAAUGCAGAGUAUCUUCGAUGGUUGCCAGACAGUGUCACAGUCUCUACCUUUAAACUAUCCACUUAGUAGUAGAAGUAAAUAUUUUGUUACAGUCUCUGGUUAAUAUAUUGUAUAUAUUUUAAACUAACCUCAGUCAAGCAGAGAAAAACAUAGAGGCAUUAUAUUCCAAUUUGUCGUGCAAAAGGGCUUGUCACGAUUAAAUCAAUCGUCAAUAUUAUGUGUUCUUAUCCUUUGAUGCUUAGAAUUACGUGGAAUCCAACUCGCAUUGUAGCAUCUGCUCGACAUUUUGUGGACGUGCUUUCUUAUACACCAGUCAGUUUCAAAAGGUGUAUACCAUGUGCCCCC
Cryptomeria japonica (Japanese cedar) is the source of this 1025-nucleotide messenger RNA. RefSeq lists its product as uncharacterized. The coding region runs from base 42 to 746 and encodes 234 amino acids. Gene Ontology annotation, molecular function: O-methyltransferase activity. NCBI's taxonomy places the organism in Eukaryota, Viridiplantae, Streptophyta, Pinopsida, Cupressales, Cupressaceae. The transcript is spliced from 2 exons. The record is from RefSeq and is a predicted model, not a curated record.